Molecule: messenger RNA, 7362 nt
Organism: Lagopus muta (rock ptarmigan)
Lineage: Eukaryota; Metazoa; Chordata; Aves; Galliformes; Phasianidae
Gene: MYO5C
Product: myosin VC
Exons: 42
Coding region: 476-5752 (1758 amino acids)
Biological process (GO): actin filament organization; vesicle transport along actin filament
Cellular component (GO): vesicle; myosin complex; cytoplasm
Molecular function (GO): microfilament motor activity; actin filament binding; ATP binding
Source: RefSeq, a predicted model, not a curated record
UCAAAUCCUCCUCCUCGUAAAUAAUAUUUGCAUACACUACCUGUAUACGAACCUAUUCGUUCUAUUUUCUAAUCCUAGAGUAAUCCUUGGUGGCGUUUUAUAGCGAGCUGAUUCUUGUUCUCGUUGGUUUUCCUUAUUCCGGAGGGGCGGGCUGCUGUGCGGGCAUUCCUCAUUCUCAGCUCCUCAAGCUCUACUCCAGGAGCCCUCGAGGCACAGCGCCCGCACGUCAUCACCGAGCUUACCCGUUCCCCCUGAAAUCACACACCUGCGUUCCCCGUGCCGCCCAACACACACGCGUUUAAGGAUGCCUUAACACACGGCAACCGCUGUGGGAGCUAUCGGUGAGCCCGAGCUCGGCCAGGUGAGCGGCGUGGCAGCCUUGGGGCGCGCUCCUCCCCGGGGCAGGGCGGGGAUCUGGACGGCGCGGCCCGGGGCGGGCGGAGGAGCGGUCGGCCGUCCCGGCAAAGCUGCGCCCAUGGCGCUGGCCGAGCUGUACACACAGUACAACAGGGUUUGGAUUCCCGAUAGCGAAGAAGUCUGGCAGUCUGCAGAAAUCACAAAAGACUACAAAGCAGGAGACCGUUUUCUCCGUGUGCAAUUAGAAGAUGGAACUGAGCUCAAUUACCCUGUUGAUCCAUCUGCUUUGCCACCUCUGAGAAAUCCUGACAUCCUUGUUGGUGAAAACGACCUGACAGCACUCAGCUACCUCCACGAACCUGCUGUUCUGCACAAUCUUAAAGUCCGUUUUGUGGAGUCUCGGCUCAUCUACACCUAUAGUGGAAUAAUUUUGGUUGCAAUAAAUCCCUACAAGCAGUUGCCAAUAUAUGGAGAUGCUAUUAUUCAUGCGUAUAGUGGGCAAAACAUGGGGGACAUGGAUCCUCAUAUAUUUGCUGUGGCAGAAGAGGCAUACAAGCAAAUGGCAAGAAAUAGCAAGAAUCAAUCUAUUAUAGUCAGUGGAGAAUCGGGAGCUGGAAAGACUGUGUCUGCAAGAUACACUAUGAGGUACUUUGCCACCGUGAGUAAGUCAAGCAGCAAUGCACAUGUGGAGGAUAAAGUUUUGGCAUCCAAUCCGAUAACCGAGGCUGUUGGCAAUGCAAAAACCACACGGAAUGAUAACAGCAGUCGGUUUGGAAAAUACACUGAAAUCAGUUUUGAUCCAAGUUACCGAAUCAUUGGAGCCAACAUGAGGACGUACCUGCUGGAGAAAUCCAGAGUUGUCUUCCAGUCAGAGAAUGAGAGAAAUUACCAUAUAUUUUAUCAGCUCUGUGCAUCUGCUAUGCAACCUGAAUUCAAGCAUCUUAAGUUGGGAAGCGCGGAAGAAUUUAACUACACGAGAAUGGGUGGCAGUACGACUAUUGAAGGAGUUGAUGACAGAGCAAAUAUGAUUGAGACUCAGAAGACGUUUGCCUUACUGGGUCUGAAAGAGGAUUUUCAGAUGGAUGUUUUUAAAACGCUGGCAGCAAUCCUGCACUUAGGCAACUUGGAAAUAACAGCAGUUGGAGAUGAGAGGUCAUCCGUCAAUCUGGAAGACAAUCAUCUCAAUGUAUUCUGUGAGCUUCUGGAAUUAAACAGUGACAAAAUGGCACAGUGGUUGUGCCACCGAAAGAUUAUCACUACUUCAGAGACUGUAAUAAAGCCAAUGACAAAACCUCAGGCUCUUAAUGCAAGGGAUGCUUUGGCAAAGAAGAUCUACUCUCAUUUGUUUGACUUUAUUGUGGAAAGAAUUAAUCAAGCUUUGCAGUUCUCUGGCAAGCAACAUACUUUUAUUGGUGUUCUGGAUAUUUAUGGCUUUGAAACAUUUGAUGUGAACAGUUUUGAACAAUUUUGCAUCAAUUAUGCCAAUGAAAAACUACAGCAGCAGUUUAACCUGCAUGUCUUUAAACUUGAACAAGAAGAAUAUAUGAAGGAAGAUAUCCCGUGGACUUUAAUAGAUUUCUAUGACAACCAACCUGUCAUUGACCUUAUUGAAGCUAAAAUGGGAAUUUUAGAGCUUUUGGAUGAAGAGUGCUUGUUGCCCCAUGGAACAGAUGAGAACUGGCUUCAAAAGCUGUAUAAUAAUUUUGUCAACAAAAACACGCUCUUUGAAAAGCCGAGGAUGUCAAACACGUCUUUCAUCAUUCAACACUUUGCUGAUAAGGUAGAAUAUAAGUGUGAAGGAUUUCUGGAAAAAAACAGGGAUACGGUGUAUGAAGUUUUGAUGGAAAUUUUGAAAGAGAGCAAGUUUCAUCUGUGUGCAAGCUUUUUUCAAGACAAUCCAGCACCCAUUUCACCUUUCAGUUCAACUAUAAGCAUCAAAUCUGCAAGACCUGUCCUCAAGUCACCCAACAAGCAGCUCCGGAUGACAGUUGGCAGUAAGUUUCGGAGUUCUUUGUCUCUACUCAUGGAGACCCUUAACGCAACCACCCCUCACUACGUGCGAUGCAUAAAGCCAAAUGAUGAGAAGCAGCCUUUUGAGUUUGACUCAAAAAGGGUGGCUCAGCAGCUGCGAGCAUGUGGUGUUUUGGAAACCAUUCGAAUUAGUGCACAGAGCUAUCCGUCCAGAUGGACUUACAUUGAGUUUUUCAGCCGCUACAGCAUCCUUAUGACACAGCAGGAGCUCUCUUUCAAUGAUAAGAAACAGAUCUGCAAGAUUGUUUUGCAGCGGCUUAUCCAGGAUCCUAACCAGUAUCAGUUUGGGAGAACGAAAAUUUUCUUCAGAGCAGGACAAGUUGCUUACUUAGAGAAACUGCGCUCAGACAAACUGAGGCACGCCUGCAUCGUGAUCCAGAAGAGCGUUCGGGGCUGGCUGCAGCGCCGCAGGUUCCUGCGCAUGAAGCAGGCGGCCGUUACCAUCCAGCAGUACUGCCGUGGGCAGCGCGCCGUGCGGCAAGCCAUAACUGCACAAGCUCUGAAGCAAACAUGGGCAGCUAUAAUUAUUCAGAAAUACUGCCGAGGUUACCUCGUCCGUAAGCUUUGCCAGCUCAUCCAGGUGGCUGCUGUAACAAUCCAGGCUUAUACCAGAGGAUUUCUAGCAAGGAGGAAAUACCGGAAGAUGCUUGAAGAACACAAGGCUGUGAUCCUUCAGAAAUACGCCCGUGCGUGGCUCGCCAGGCGCAGGUUUCAGAACAUCCGGCGGUUUGUACUGAACAUCCAGCUUUCGUACAGAGUUCAGCGGCUGCAGAAGAAGAUAGAAGAACAGAGCAAAGAAAAUCAUGGCUUGCUGGAACGAUUGACUAACCUGGCUUCAACUCAUAUGAAUGACUUGGAUACAAUUCAGAAACUUGAAUCAGAGCUUGAAAAGUUAGCUGCUCAAAAGAGAACUCACGAGGAGAAAGGGAAAAAAUAUAAAGAGGACAGUGAACAGAAAAUAUUGAAACUUGAGAGUCAGAUUAAAGAGUUACGAGAACAGAAGGAGACUUUAGAAGUAAAGCUGCAAGAGAAAACAGAGGAAAUGAAAGAGAAAAUGGAUGACCUCACGAAGCAACUUUUCGAUGAUGUACGAAAAGAAGAAAGUCAGAGAAUGAUACUUGAGAAAAAUUUCCAAAGUCAGAAACAAGACUAUGAAAAGGAAAUUGAAUCGCUCAAGGGAGAAAUAAAGGUUCUCAGAGAAGAAAAAACGCAGCUACAGCAACAAAUGCAGCAAGAGAUUGCCAUUCAGGAUGACCUGAAAAUAGAAGUAGGACAACUUACAAAACAAGUGCAGAAAAUACCUGAGUUGCAAAAGGAAAUUGAACUGCUGCAGAUGCAGAAACUGGAUGUUGAAAAACAGGCCCAAUCACAGAAGAGAGAGAUGAGGGAAAAGAUGUCAGAAGUUACAAAACAGCUUCUUGAAAGCUACGAUUUUGAAGAUGUCAGAAGCAGGCUGUCUACAGAGGAUCUGGAACACUUAAAUGAAGAUGGAGAAUUGUGGUUUGCUUAUGAAGGCUUGAAAAAAGCUACAAGAGUACUGGAAAGUCACUUCCAAUCUCAGAAGGAAAACUAUGAAAAGGAGAUUGAAGGUUUGAACUUGAAAGUUGAACAUCUUAGCCAAGAUAUUAAUCAUCUACAAAAACUAUUUCGAGAGGAAAAUGACAUAAAUGAUGGAAUUCGGCUUGAAGUUAGCAGGCUAACUUCAGAAAACCUGGUGAUCCCAGAUCUUAAACAGCAAGUUUCUGAGCUUGAGAACCAAAAAUUAGACCUUGAAAAUCGUCUUCAAGAGCAGACUGCAAAGUUGAAAGAGAUGUCUAACCGGCUGCAUCAUGAGCCAGAAGGGGACAGAACACUAAGACGAACAAAUGAGAUCCAGAAUGAAAUGGACGUAACAGAAAAAGGGAGGUUGAAUGUCAUAACCCAAGAAAUGGAGGGGCUGAGCAAUGGUUUGAAGCAAGAUGAAAUCCAGGCUGAAGUAAAAAGCAAGAUGAAGCAAGAAACAACUCGGCUUACUGUGGAAAACAUGGACCUUGAAGAAGAACUAGACAUGAAAGAUAGAAUAAUAAAGAAAUUGGAGGAUCAGAUCAAAACUCUUACCAAGACUAUUGAAAAAGGCAAUGAAGUUUCUGUGUCAGCUUUGUCCAAAGAGUACAUUGGAAUGAUGGAGUACAAAAGAGAGGAUGAAGAAAGGAUUGUUCAAAAUCUGAUCCUCGCUGUAAGUCUCAGGAGCGCUCUUGGAACUUCAGUUUACUUUCUUCCUAGUCCUCUACAAAGAUAUUUAAAGCCACGUGGAGUUGUUGUCAAUAUGAUACCUGGCCUUCCAGCUCACAUCCUAUUCAUGUGUGUGAGGUAUGCAGAUUAUCUGAAUGAUGCUGACAUGCUGAAAUCUUUCAUAAAUGUAACCAUUGGUGGUAUAAAACAAGCUGUUAAGGAAAAUUCAGAAGAUUUUGAGAUGUUGUCUUUUUGGCUUUCCAAUACAUACUAUUUUCUUAACUGCUUGAAGCAAUACAGUGGGGAAGAGGAAUUUAUGAAAUACAAUACCCCUCGUCAGAAUAAGAACUGCCUGAAGCAUUUUGAUCUCUCAGAGUACAGACAAGUUCUCAGUGAUUUGGCCAUUCGGAUCUAUCACCAAUUCAUUCUUGUAAUGGAGAAUAGCAUUCAGCACAUGAUCGUACCAGGUAUGCUGGAAUACGAGAGUCUCCAGGGAAUUUCUGGCUUGAAACCUACAGGGUUCCGUAAACGUUCCUCUAGCAUUGAUGACACAGAUACCUACACAAUGACAUCUAUCCUGCAGCAACUCAGCUACUUUUAUAGUACGAUGUGCCAGAAUGGCCUGGACUCUGAGCUUCUCAAGCAGGCGGUGAAGCAGCUUUUCUUUCUCAUUGGAGCGGUCACCCUCAAUAGUCUCCUCCUCCGCAAGGACAUGUGCUCUUGUAGGAAAGGAAUGCAGAUAAGAUGUAAUAUCAGCUAUUUGGAAGAAUGGCUUAAAGACAAGAAUCUUCAAAGCAGCAAUGCCAAAGAAACUUUAGAGCCUCUGUCUCAAGCAGCCUGGCUCCUUCAGGUCAAAAAGAUCACUGAUGAUGAUGCCAAAGAAAUAUGUGAACACUGCACAUCGCUUUCCACUGUGCAGAUAGUGAAGAUCCUCAACUCAUACACUCCGAUAGAUGAUUUUGAGAAAAGAGUGACUCCGUCGUUUGUUCGCAAAGUCCAGGCUAUGCUAAACAGUCGCGAGGACGGACCGCAGCUGAUGCUUGAUACCAAAUACCACUUCCAAGUGACGUUUCCUUUCACACCCUCUCCACAUGAUUUAGAAACGAUACAAGUCCCCAGCAGCUUCAAACUUGGCUUUCUCACAAGGGUUUAGUAAAACCAGUGCUUUGGUAUUUUCUCUGAGACUGAAUAAGGACAAGUAGACUUCCAUGCUUCCUUCCUCUUGCUGGAGGAUGGUAUGGUAGCUUGCCAUGAAUUAAGCCAUUAAAAUCUUGUUCUAAAGUCAAGACUUAAAAAAUAAGAAUCAUUUCAGCUUGUGAUUUCCUUCUCUGUUUUUUUUUUUUUUACUGUUGUUCAUUCCUCUUUACAGACCUAUAAUAAUGACAUCAGCUGGAUGCAAUUCCACACAGUUUUUUAGUCCAAACCUGAGGAAAGAAUUUAUCUGACAAGUUUACAUUGGUUCUCUGUCAGUAACAUUAAAGCACUAGUCAUAGGGAAAAGGUUAUGCUAGGAUCAAUGUACUGUACAGUUUUCCUUGAUUUGCUUUUGUACCAAAAUAUUUUUUUUUCCCCAAGAUCAUUGUUGUCUUGUGCUCUACUGAAUUUGUUUGACAGUAGUAUUCACCCUUCUAUACUUUCACUGCCUUUAUUCCUUUCGUGAAGUAAGUUGUUCAUGAACGUUGACAAGAGGACUGUAAAGAAGGGAAUAGAAAGUCCUCCUACAUUUGUUUGGAUUUUUUAAUGUAUUUUGUUGUUGUUGUUUUUUUAAUACAGAUAGCUACAUUGAACCUGGGGGGCUGUGGUCAGUCUAAGAGCAUUGCUGUAAUAAACACAUGCUGUCUUUGUAGGAAUGCUGGCUUGGCUCACUCAGGCUGUGUGCAUUAUAGUUCAGGCACAGCAGACAGCUCUUCAGCCAGGGGAGUAAUUUGGGCUCUUCUUUUGUAGGCAGAUUUCAGCUGUGUUCUCUGCAAUGCAUCUGGAUUUUUGUAUCAGUUGUCGGAGUAGAAAAGUCAGAUAUGAAAUUCCUGUUGUGAUCCAAAUUACAAGUUUAUUUCUUUAAAAAACACGAGUCCUGUUUUAGCGCCAUUUCUAAUGCAAUGUCUUUAGGAACAUACACUGAGUAUGCACUUAUGUACAGAUAUUUCUUUCUCCCAUUCGUUUUUGCUUGUUUCCGUCCCCUAGUUCAGAUACUGAGUAGGAGCUAUGGUCUGAAAUUACUGAUAAACCAAUCUUAAUUCCUUGCAUUUUUAAAUUGCAGGAUCCUUAGAAACAGAAGUGGUCUCCUUUUUGUUUCGUUCAACUUGAUUCCUGUAGGCAGAACCAAAGAAUAACAACUUUCUUUAAUACUAGAUCCUGUCAGAACAACUGGAGAAUCAGCAUGCACCUUGCUGCAGUGAUGGCUGUCAUUAGAAAUUCCUAAGAACAUACUGCUAGUUUUCUGGUUAGGCUAUUGUGGAAAUAUAGUACUAAAGCUUAGAAAUAUUGAAGGGAUUCUAAUUGACUUAGUUAAUUUAAAUAUUACUGGAAGAGACAUUUGAUUUUUGUAUUACAUAAUGUUUAAAAGUUGUAAAUAUAAAGAAGAAUAUUUUUGUUAUAUUGUGUCCUUGAUAUUUACUAUGAACAGUGUCAUAUUCAUAGUGAUAACUACAGAGAUGCACAAAGAAUAUAUGGAGGAACAUUUUCGUGUUUUGUUCAAAAGCUGUAAAAGUACAAAAUUCAGAGAUGUGUGGGUAGGCUGGUAUUCUUAUCUGUUAAAUAAAGCAGC